Miscanthus lutarioriparius is the source of this 1839-nucleotide messenger RNA. NCBI's taxonomy places the organism in Eukaryota, Viridiplantae, Streptophyta, Magnoliopsida, Poales, Poaceae. The record is from the annotation of a GenBank genome assembly.
AUGAAGCGCAAGCGUGGCCGCAAGCUGGCGCGCAAGAAGGCUGGUCCGGCGGAGUCCACCUCACCGGAUUCCGCGUCCAGUCCCAGCACGGAGGCGUCGGACAGCCCGCGAGACCAGGCGGAGGAGGAUAAUAAUAAUAAUAACGCGCCGCCUGUCGUCGAUGCGGGGGUAGCAGUGCCUGAACCACCGCCUCCUCCUCCUCCUGCUCAACCUCAACCUUCUGAGCCACCUCGGAAGCCCAGCGCCACCGCGCCGGCUAAUCCUCCUGCGGACAUAACGUACAGCAGGCCCAAGGUGGGAGCUGUGUACGGCCGUGUGAAGCUCAAGUUCAAGUCGUCCAAGACGGUGGACUCGCCACUGCGCCCUCAGCAGCAGCAGGAUUCUUCGGAAGCUCAAGUGCCGCCUGCUGAUGCUGGGAAAUCGGAGAGCGCUGCUGUCCCUGAAGUAAUCAAAAGAGCUGAUGCAGAGAAGGCUGCGGUCGUGAUGGAUGGGCAGCAAACAGACGGGCCGGGGUUGGAGUCGAGUGAUGCGGAUAAGGAGAAGGUGGCAAGGAAAGUAGGAGGCAUUAAGAUCAAGUUGGCGGGGCUGCCUUCUGUAGAAAACAGCACACCGGAUCGGAAAGCCGAUUCGGCAGAUGAGCCUGCUCGGAGCAAGCAGGAAGCUCUUUUGGAAAGCAAAAAAAUGGAGGAUGUGGUGGAGCUGAGGAGCUCACAGGAGUCGGAAGAAAAGCAGUCAACUCCGGAACAUCAGCGCAACGAGAAAGAGCUGGCUGCUGCACUUGAAGCUAUUAAGAAAGUUAUGAAGAUGGAUGCUGCUGAUCCAUUCAAUGUUCCAGUGGAUCCUGUUGCAUUAGAAAUACCUGAUUAUUUUGAUGUUAUUGACACUCCUAUGGAUUUUGGCACAAUAUGUCAAAAUUUGGAACGUGGUGACAAGUAUAUGAAUUCGGAGGAUGUAUAUAAGGAUGUGCAAUUCAUAUGGGAUAACUGUAUCAAGUACAACAGUAAAGGCGAUUACAUAAUUGAGCUUAUGAAACGGGUCAAGAAGGGCUUCAUGAAAUAUUGGUUGGCCGCUGGCUUGUAUUCUGAUUUUCCAGACAGCGGCGGCAACGACAACACUGGUGAUGAGGAUGCCAAAGGCCACUCAAAAAGCAAGGCUAAGAACAAAAGGCGACGCCCAGGGAACGAUCGCCACAAAAGUGACUGCAUAUGUGCUGUUUGUCAAGUUACAAGGCGUAAGAAAGAAAGGGAUGAAAUAUUGGCUAUUAUAGAUAAUGAAACUGCUGCAAUGGAUAGUAACACUUCUGAGCAGCAUGACAUGGAGGGAAACCCUGGUGGUAAUAAUCUUGGUAAUCAUGACACUUGCUCUAGCCAGGAGCAACUGUCACAAACUUAUGUGUACAAAGAGACAUCAGAAGCAAAUGAUUCUGGGAUUCGGAUGGAAGAUGUUGGAAAGUUCUCCAUUGAUCAGACAUCUAGUUUGCCGCUUCCUGACUAUGAAGACGAGGGUUCCAGACAAUGCUCGGAGGAAAAAGGACAGGCUGAGUAUAGAUAUAUGAACAGUAACGAAGAGCACACCCCCACUGGCACUCAGCCUAACGAGUACUCUGAUGUUGAGCAUCACCAGCAAAAGGGACAGACAGAGACCAGCCAAGAGGUUGAAAUGGAGGAGGAUUAUCCUAUGCAGCAGAACCCUUCAUUCCUUCAACUCUGCGCGAGCCUCUUCCCCAGCAACGGGAGCACCACUUUCAGGGUGCGACAUUCCCUGUUCCGUCUGCGACGCCGAGCUCCGGUGAAGGAGAGCCCUCUGCAUGUAGCCAUGGCGGCCAUAAUGAAGCGUUAG